AUGUUAGAUAAGAAAGCAGACAAGAACCAUACACAUAACUCCUUCUCAACUGUUGCUAUAGAAAGUAUUGAAGGAACGGUUGAAGAAACUGGUGGGGAUGCAAUAUAUUGUAAACCUCCUAACUUUCCACAAGGUUUAACAUCGGAUGACGACAUAACGACGAUGAGAAACAUUAGAUGUAAAGAUGUUUAUGUCAUGAAGGAUGAACAUAAUAUUAAAUUCACUGCUCAAGAUUUAUAUGACAAGAAAGCAGACAAAACAGAGCUUCAAACAUUAAAGACAGAAAUGCUUCAAACAUUAUAUCCUAUAGGCUCUAUUUAUACGUCAAUGAACUCAACAAAUCCAGCAACAGUUCUGGGUUUCGGUACGUGGGAACAGAUUGUAGAUAAAUUCUUAUACUGUGCUAACUCUUCAAAGCAAACAGGAGGUUCGAAGAAAAUUACUGAAGCAAACCUUCCACCGCACACUCAUACAGGAACUACAAACACAACAGGUAGUCAUUCACAUUCAAUAACAAAAAGAGGUUAUACAAAUCUUGCAGCAGGUUCGGAUAGACAGGGAAUGCAUAGAUAUGAUAUUUCAAGUGACCCAGUAGAUUCAAGCGCAGGUAUUUUCUGUGGAACCGCAGGAAAUCAUGCCCAUACUUUCACAACAAAUCCAACAGGCUCGGGUGCAGAUUACAUGCCACCAUUUGUGACUGUAUUUGCAUGGUACCGCGUUCAAUGA
This is a messenger RNA of Trichomonas vaginalis G3, 726 nucleotides long. Its product is annotated as phage tail repeat-like family. The coding region runs from base 1 to 726 and encodes 241 amino acids. The transcript has a single exon. The record is from RefSeq and is a predicted model, not a curated record. Lineage: Eukaryota; Parabasalia; Trichomonadida; Trichomonadidae.